AUUUUUAUUAUGUUUGGAGUCCAUUAUUUUCUUAAUUUUUUCUUCGAAGACAAUUAUCAAUUUUCUUAUAUUUGGUCAAAAUUCAAGAGUAUAAAUAUGCAUGUGUGUGUAUAUAUAUAGAUAGAUAUAGAGUGUUUGUUUUACGACAAGAUUAUACGAAAAAUGGAGGUUAAAGUCUUGUCAAAAGAAACUAUUAUACCUUCUUCCCCAACUCCCCCUCACCUUCAACCCUUCAACUCACUGCUUGAUCAAUUGUCUCCAAUGCUUUAUAUUCCACUUUUACUUUUCUACCCCAUGAAAAAAAGUUAUCAACACCAAGAUCAUAACAAAGCAAUUGCUACCCUAAAAACUUCUUUAUCAAAAACUCUUAGUCGUUUUUACUUAUUGGCAGGAAGAAUCAUCGGCAAAUCCAUCCAUUGUAAUGACAAAGGAGCUGUGUUUAUGGAAGCAACCAUAAACUCCAACAUGUUUGACAUCCUCAAAGAACCAAACAAUGAGGUUUUAACAAAACUCCUUCCAUGUUCUUUGUUGUGUAACACUAAACCAAUUGAAGAAUAUCCUCAAAUUGUUGUUCAAGCCAACAUUUUCGAAUGUGGUGGUAUUGCAAUCUCUCUUUGUCUAUUGCACAAGCUCAUUGAUGCAGCUACUUUCUGCUGUUUUCUAAGAUCAUGGGCCACUACCAAUAGAGAAUUGUUAUCUCUUGAUCAUUCAUCUCCAAAUAAUAAUAUGGUAUGUGUUGACUAUAAAUCAUUCUCUUCCCUCUUUCCACAAACCAAUUUGUUGCCUUUUCAUCAAAGUCUGAUCAAUAAUGAUAAAGCAGUUGUACCCCCGUCGAGUAUUUUCAAUCGUAAACGUCGUUUUCAAAGAUUCGUGUUCCGAUCAGAAGCGAUAUUAGACCUUAAAGCUAAAGCAAAAUCCUGUGAUAUACCAAAUCCAACAUGUGUUGAAACACUAACAUGCUUUAUUUGGAAAUAUCUCAUGAAAGUUGCCGAUGAUGGUGAUUCUCAAAGGCCAUCAACUUUGUCUCAUGUUGUAAACAUCAGAAAGAUGUUAGAACCAUCAUUGGGUGAAGUUUCUUUAGGAAACAUUAUGUGGGGCACAGUUGCUCAUCAUUUUUCAACCACAAGGAAUGAAGAAUUUGAGGGUUUGGAGCUGAGUAAAUUGGUAAGUUUAUUGAGACAAUCAUUUAAAAAGAUCAAUAAAGAUUAUAUAAAAGAGUUGAUUAUGGGAGGUGAUAAAGAAAGAAGAAAUGGUGUUAUGAAGUUGGUUGGUGAGAUAAAUAAGUGGCCAAUCUCAAAUUAUUACUUUUUCACAAGUUGGAAAAAUUUGAAGUUGAAUGAAGUUGACUUUGGCUGGGGAAAACCUUUAUGGUCUGCCAUUGCUGGGGACCCAAAUGAAAUGAUGGGAAACAUUAUUGUUUUGGUAGAUAAUGUAUUGGAUGAUGGAUCAACAGAGGCAUGGAUUCUCUUAGAUGAAAAAGAAAUGCAACUUUUAGAACAAAUUCCACAAUUUCUUGAGUUUGCAUUGCUGAAUCCAAGUAUAAAUUUGCCCCAUAAUCAGAAAACUGCUGAUGAGAUUUUCUCCAAUAAAUUAAUAUGAUGUCUCAAGUGUGAUGAUGUCUCCAAAAAUUCUUGAUCUUUGAGUUAUUCAAAGGUAAUAGGAUGGUUGGAAUCAGGAGAGGUAAACUAUCAAAAUGUUAUCGUAAUUAACGAAUAAAGAUAGACGUUAGAUAAUCAUCUAUUAAUGUCUAUUGCUA
Molecule: messenger RNA, 1756 nt
Organism: Cucumis melo (muskmelon)
Lineage: Eukaryota; Viridiplantae; Streptophyta; Magnoliopsida; Cucurbitales; Cucurbitaceae
Product: salutaridinol 7-O-acetyltransferase-like
Source: RefSeq, marked provisional